Molecule: messenger RNA, 3942 nt
Organism: Naegleria fowleri
Lineage: Eukaryota; Heterolobosea; Eutetramitea; Acrasida; Naegleriidae
Exons: 1
Coding region: 1-3942 (1313 amino acids)
Biological process (GO): intracellular signal transduction; protein phosphorylation
Molecular function (GO): ATP binding; protein serine/threonine kinase activity
Source: RefSeq, a predicted model, not a curated record
AUGGGACAAAACAAAUCAUCAUCGUCGGGAGUCGUCUCGGAUUCCUUCAGUGAGUAUUUAGAGAAGGCAAGCCUUUCAUCCCGAGAACAACAACAGCUUUUAGAUCUCUACAACUCUUACGCAUCCUCUGCUCCGUAUCGUGAUGAUGAGUCUGAUUCAUCCGAAGAUGAUCAGAGUGAAUAUUUGAAGGAUCCUCUCGAGGAGGAAUCCGAAGAUGUGGACAACUCAUCAACAACAUUGGCAGCAUUUACCAAUCCUCUCCAUUUCACCUUAUCGUCCUCCACCUUGGUGAAUUCUACAAAGGUGCAAAGAAGUAACACCACUCCCGUGUUCAAAUCUAAAAAUGCCAAAAUUACAUUUCAUAUUGAUCAUAUCACAGUGAGGAGAAGAAAACGAAGAUUUCCACUGUCAUUAUCAUCACUAUCACCACCGAAUAAGCAUCACCAUGAUGAAUCAUCGUCACCACAACAUGAAAACUUUCCCAACCCGUCGACGCCUUCACCAUCCACAAUACCUCCGAACUCCUCUCCUCCUCCUUCCAAACAAUGGUAUAUUUGUGAGAAAUAUUGUGAACUGAAAAAGAUGGAUGGAAAAUUGGGAAAUGUUUUUCUUGCCACUCAAGUCGCGUACAAAAGGGACUAUCACAACGACUACACACAACAGCAAUCAUCACCGCAACAACAGCAGCAAACGAUAGCAGAUAUUUUGACAAGCCCUUUAUUGCCACCUUCCUUUCAAUCCUCUUCAAGUUCUGAAAUAUCAUCCAACAACAAUAAUGAAAAUAUAGAUGGAAAAUCAUUGAAUUUUUCUUCAAGAAAUCAUUCAGUCUUGCAUCCGCUUCACAAUAGACCUGUCACUGUUAAAUUUCUCAAAUGCUCUCAACAAGAGUGGAGCGGGGCUAGCUCCACAAAUUCACAAUACCCUCUCGAACGAUAUUUAAAUGAGCUCAAAAACUAUUGGUACAUGACCCUAAAUUCAAUUUCACAUGGCAAGAAAAGUGACUAUUUUGAAGAGAAAAAACAUGAUGAUUUCUUUUUUAAAAUCUAUGUAGAUCGUAAUUUUUACAAUUCACCAGUUUCUGCGAAUGGGCAUGUUUUUAUCAUGCUAGUAAUGCCCUAUUUUGAAAAUAGUUUGAGUUCAGUGAUUUCACAGUACAAAAGGAUGGACAGGACUUUUUCAUUAUUAGAAAUUAUUCAAAUUUUCAAGCAAAUAUUACGCCCAAUUUUGCAAUUGCAUCAACUUGGAUAUGGACAUCAUAAUUUAAAACCGGAAAAUGUGUUCAUCAUUCCUUCUCAUCACUCUACUCAUCACCACCAUCUAUCCACACCCAGGAAUCGGCCUAACAAAUCGAAAAAACAAGGUUUUAUGAAGAGCAACAAUUCAAAUGAAUCUCCAACUGGAUCCCUUCAGUUGUCAUCAUCGACUCCUACUUGCACACCUCUCUCUAAAAUUGGUCAUGACUACGACAUUAUUCUUACUGAUCCCUUCCCUCGAAUGAAUGUUCUCCAAAGAUCUAACAUGUCCCUUAUGAAUAUGAGUGCCAUUCGAAAGAGUGUCGCCUCAUUCAAUGAUUUAUUACUUAGCGAUUCACUGCAUUACAACAGUCAUCAUCAUCGAAAAAGCUUAAUGAGUCUUGAGCCACUCUCUCCACAUUCCACUCUUACUCCGUCACCAUCUUCCAAUUCCAUGUCACCAGCCUCACAACCAUCUUUCAGUCCUUCCAACUAUAACACAAAUAAUCCCUCUACCUUCAAUUUAACUCUCUCAUUGACUUCAACAAAGUCUCUCAAUGACUUUAAACCCUUUCCCAAUCGUCAUGCUUUUGAAAUCAAGUCACUUUCCGAAUAUUUAUCACCAGAAUUUAAAUCACUCAGCUGUGGGAAAAAAUACUUGACCAUUAAGCAAUUUUCCGAAAAUUUAUCAACAGAAAGUGGAUGUGAAACAGACACCAAGAACAAUUUAGAUUUAUUAUCAACCUCCAUCAUUGGUGCCACUGAUGUCUUUGCUUUAGGAAUUUUAUUUUAUCAAAUCAUGAGCUUGGACCUUUCUUUAGAUGCUCUCGUUCAUGCCUCUUCAAUUCAUUCCAAGAGAUGUUUCAUUCGAGAAUCCAUCAUUAUGAACUACAGACAAGAUGUCGAGUUUUUAGACCUCUAUGAAAGGUUGAUCGAUUUGAUCACGUACCAAAUGCUUGCAGUACAUCCAGAAGAACGAAUUUCACCAAAAAAUUUAUUCCUUCAUUUGGAUCAAAUGGAGUCAUUUAUUAAGAGAAGGGUCAUGGUAGCACAUUGGGACUUGGAUAAGACAGCUCUAUCUGGCAAUGUUGUCGGAAAUAUGAACACAAAUUGUUCGAAUUACAACAAUGGCGCUCCAAAAACACUCUUACAAAAAUCUGCUCUCUCCUCCAACUCUCUUACUUUCAAUGACGAAGAAGCAGAAUCCAUAUUUUACAAAUUGAUGGUGAUCCAAUAUGCCGGUGUGAAAAACGCAUUACCUGAACUCAUGAAGAAGCUUUCUUGUAUAAGCUUGUAUUCUCCCCUGAGAGGUUUUCAAGCUCCAUAUCAAACAACGGGUAGCGAUUUUAAAAAGACAACAUCAAGAGGUGAGACGACCUCCAUCUCAAACAUGAUGACUCUUGCUUCAGGAUCUGAAGAUCAUGGGAAACUCGCAUUGACAGCUGCUCUUGACGAAUUAGAUCACGAUGAUCCAUUUUCCAUUCUCGAUCACAUUGAUCUAAACGGAUUCUAUCAUCCAGAGCACAAUAUUAAAUCUCUGAACCAGUUAGGCUUUUCACCUGAGGUAUUUGCAAUGCGAGGAAUAGGCUCGUUUUUAGGAGCUAGCAAGUUUAAAAUUGAGAAAUUUCUCGAAUGCAAGCGUUCGAAGGAGGUUUUGCUCGCCAGUAAGAGAUCGCUCAAGAAAAAUCCAAUUUUCAAAAAUACGCAACAAUAUCGAGUGACCUGCAUUCCCAUUUAUUCAAGCAUGACAUUGAAUGCUAAUCCAAGGACAUUGAUCUCUAUUGGCUCGAAACUUCAGGUACCUUUUAGUGAAGAAUAUUCGAGUGAUGUGACGAAAUGCAUCUCUUCACACGAUUCUGUAGAUUAUUACUUUAAUGGAUACAAUAUUAUCGAGACCAUUCUAAAUUCAUACAAUUAUUCGCAAACCUUGUUUCCAGUGAUUGAAAAAUUUUCCUGGGUGAACAUGCAUUGUAUUGUAGAGCCUGCAAAUAUUCUCAACUUCACACCUCUUCACCAAUAUUUGGCUCUCAAAAAGGACUCUUCUUCCGAUAUUACGAUCGACGACUUGACACCUUCCUACUUGAGCAAUAGCAGCAUACCACUUUCCACCACUCAAGAACAACAAUUAUACUAUCUUGACGAAGAGGAAUGUGUGAAAUUACAAAUCCAUUCCUUUGUAAAGCCGCUCCCUAAACCAAAUCCUACCCCAUUCACUACUUUUCAAGUUUGCAAUUUUGCUCUUCAGCUUGCUGAAUCCUUGAACUAUUUUCAUCAACUGGACGUUGUUCACUGCAAUAUUAAUACUGAGAGUGUGUUAUUUUUCGAUGAAAAGCUCGUUUUUACAGGCUAUGAUGAUUCUCAAGUGAAAGGAACCAAACUCAAUGAUUAUUCAUUUGUUGCUCCCGAAUACUUUUUUCCUUUGCAAAAUGGACAAGCUCUUACGAUUCAUGACAAACUCGAUAUUUAUCAUUUUGGAAUUUUAUUGAUAGAAUUAAUUCUGGGACUCGAAUUGGACUCCUCAAUUUCGGUGCUGACCAUCACUCAAAAUGAAGAGAGAUUCAUAAGGGAGUUAGAUUUUCAAUUCGAGCUUCGAAACGUACCAAAGCGAAUUAGCUCACUCUUCAAAACGUGUGUUUGUGCCAAUCCUAAAAAACGCUUGACUUCAAAAGACAUAUUGUACGAAUUGAAUGAAGUUUUAAAAAAGAAGUAA